AUGACCCACUGCAUUGCCUACACAGAGAUGACCUACUUAGGUGUGUACAGAGCGAUGACCUACCUAGGUGUCUACACAGAGAUGACCUACCUAGGUGUCUACACAGAGAUGACCUACCUAGGUGUCUACACAGAGAUGACCUACCUAGGUGUCUACAGAGAGAUGACCUACCUAGGUGUCUACAGAGAGAUGACCUACCUAGGUGUCUACAGAGAGAUGACCUACCUAGGUGUCUACACAGAGAUGACCUACCUAGGUGUCUACAGAGAGAUGACCUACCUAGGUGUCUACAGAGAGAUGACCUACCUAGGUGUCUACAGAGAGAUGACCUACCUAGGUGUCUACAGAGAGAUGACCUACCUAGGUGUCUACAAAGAGAUGACCUACCUAGGUGUCUACACAGAGAUGACCUACCUAGGUGUCUACAGAGAGAUGACCUACCUAGGUGUCUACACAGAGAUGACCUACCUAGGUGUCUAUACAGAGAUGACCUACCUAGGUGUCUACACAGAGAUGACCUACCUAGGUGUCUACACAGAGAUGACCUACCUAGGUGUCUACAGAGAGAUGACCUACCUAGGUGUCUACAGAGAGAUGACCUACCUAGGUGUCUACAGAGAGAUGACCUACCUAGGUGUCUACACAGAGAUGACCUACUUAGGUGUCUACAGAGAGAUGACCUACCUAGGUGUCUACAGAGAGAUGACCUACCUAGGUGUCUACAAAGAGAUGACCUACCUAGGUGUCUACACAGAGAUGACCUACCUAGGUGUCUACAGAGAGAUGACCUACCUAGGUGUCUACACAGAGAUGACCUACCUAGGUGUCUACACAGAGAUGACCUACCUAGGUGUCUACACAGAGAUGACCUACCUAGGUGUCUACACAGAUACACACUGGACAUCUUACAUGUUGAUUCUGGUUAUCAUUUUUUUCUUCUAG
Molecule: messenger RNA, 942 nt
Organism: Biomphalaria glabrata
Lineage: Eukaryota; Metazoa; Mollusca; Gastropoda; Planorbidae
Exons: 1
Coding region: 1-942 (313 amino acids)
Source: RefSeq, a predicted model, not a curated record